Molecule: messenger RNA, 3605 nt
Organism: Neodiprion virginianus
Lineage: Eukaryota; Metazoa; Arthropoda; Insecta; Hymenoptera; Diprionidae
Product: sodium-independent sulfate anion transporter-like
Exons: 11
Coding region: 853-2877 (674 amino acids)
Biological process (GO): transmembrane transport
Cellular component (GO): membrane
Molecular function (GO): sulfate transmembrane transporter activity
Source: RefSeq, a predicted model, not a curated record
GUUCUCAGUUGCAGUCGGCGCCUCGAUUCGGUCUGUAACAGCGGUAUAUUAGCGUUGGACUCCGGCUGGAAAUCCGAUUUCGAAGCAACGAAUUCGAUCGAUAAUUAUAUCUUUGAAAAAAUACAAUCAUCUCCUUAAAUCCGUGUAACAGUGUGGGGAAUAAUUUUGAAUCUCGACUAUAUAAGGUAUAACGAUACGUGAAUUAUAAAUAUUAAUUUUUGUAUAACAACCGAUUGUUUGAUCAAGUGCGCUGCAGAGAUGUAACGGUGUUUAAUUAAAUUCUACCGUACACUUAAGCUACGGUGUUAUUUUUUUUUCCCUCCCCCCCCAAUUUUUAUUUCCGCUCAAACAUAUCGGAUAAUUAUACAAACCCUAAUCGAUAUCUAAAAUAUACCUGCAUAAAUAUCACAUGUUAAUGUGAAUAACACAGUGACGUCGUAUUACGUUUUUGGGGUGUUUAAAGAAUAAGGUUUGUGUGCCUCUUCCUAACAGAUACGGAACAAAUCUUAUCACAUACCCGAUCGUAACUAACAACAAAUCGAAUCUGGUGUGCAGUGUAAAGUUAUUAAGGCGUGCAUGGUAACACUAUAAUGUAAAUAAAAUUUAGCGAAUAAUCGAUGCGGGAAUAAUCUUCGGAUAUAAUCAGAUCGUUGACAAAUCAUUCGUCGAGGAAAUAGUAAUUAAGGGGGUGAAACGGAGUGCAAGAAAAACAAAUCUCGGUACAAUGGAAUCCCCCUGAAUUUUGUCGGUGCAGGAAAUUCUUGCCAAACGACCAGGUACCGAACCACGGUCUAAAAAUUAGUCCGAAGCAGACGCUAUACUACGUUCAACAAACCGUCCAUCUCUUCAGCAAUGACCAAGUACAGUGUCACGGACGAGGAUCAAAACGAGGACGCGAGGCAAGUUAGACUGACGGGCUUCACUCCCGCCGGAAAUCCAAAUCCCCCAUCGACCGCUGAUGACGAUCAUCACACACAGUCUCAACCGGAAAUCGGUGACAGACUCAGCGCUCCCGCACCUCAGGAAGCCUCCAAGAUCACUUUCGGCACUCCUGCAUUCGACGAUGUGGAACGAGGCCUCGCGUGUUCCUCGGGAGCAAAAUGGGUCUGUCACCGGAUACGAAGAUCGUGCACGAAGAAGAUACUUUAUAGAAGAAUACCGAUAUUCGAAUGGCUACCAAAGUACAACAGAGGGUAUGCGGUGAACGAUUUGGUCGCCGGUCUGACGGUCGGUCUCACUGUAAUUCCGCAAGCCAUUGCCUACGCAAGUGUAGCCGGAGUUCCUCCGCAGUACGGUCUCUACUCCUCCUUCAUGGCUUGCUUCGUUUACACGAUAUUGGGCCCGUGCAAAGACGUGCCUGUCGGCCCAACAGCGAUACUGGCUAUCCUGACCAAAGAAACUUUACACAAAGCUAAUCUCGGUCCGGAGUUCGCUAUCCUGUUGACGUUUGUCUCGGGCUGCGUGAUGUUGUUGAUGGGCAUUCUACAGCUGGGUUUCUUGAUAGACUUCAUAUCCGGCCCUGUUUCGGUUGGCUUCACCUCUGCGGCGGCGAUUAUAAUCGCAACAUCCCAAGUUAAGGAUAUUCUCGGGCUGAAUUUUACGGCAGCGAAAUUCUUACACGUCUGGCAAUCCAUCUUCGAACACAUCUCGGAAACCCGGCUGUGGGACGCUGUUCUCGGUGUCGUCUGCAUGAUAGUUCUUCUACUCCUCAGGAAAUUAAAGGACCUCCCGAUCACACCAAAGGACGCUAAGGAGCCGACGCCGUUCCAGAAAUCAAUUCUCAGUUGCCUGUGGUUCAUAUCAACGUCCAGGAACAUAUUGAUAGUGGUUAUCUGCAGCGUUGGCUGUUACUUGAUCGAAUCCCACGCCGGCACUUCGCCCGUCGUCCUUACCGGCUAUGUCAAGCCUGGAUUGCCCAGCUUCGAAACGCCGCCCUUCACUGGGGUUGGUGGGAACGAAACUUUCCUCCAUUUCGCCGACACCCUCUCGGCUCUCGGAUCCGGAUGCUUCGUUUUGCCGCUCCUCAGCCUCCUCGAGAGCAUCGCCAUAUCCAAAGUAUUCUCCAAUGGCAAGCAGAUUGACGCGACGCAGGAGAUGUUGGCCCUGGGCGCCUGCAACAUGGUUUCGGCGUUCGUAUCAUCGAUACCAGUUACAGGCGGCUUGAGCCGUGGUGCCGUCAACAAUGCUUCCGGGGUUAAAACGACGAUGGGCGGUGUUUACACCGGGCUAAUGGUCCUCCUAUCGCUGCAAUUUUUAACACCGUACUUCUACUAUAUACCCAAAACCGCUCUGGCAGCGGUAAUCAUAGCGGCGGUUGUCUUCAUGGUCGAGUUUCACGUUAUCAAACCGAUGUGGAGAACAAAAAAAAUCGACCUAAUUCCGGCUUUCGCCACGUUUCUUUGCUGCUUAUUCAUAAGACUGGAAUUGGGAAUAGUUAUCGGUAUUGGAAUCAACCUGUUGUUUCUUCUCUACGCUUCUGCCAGACCAACGCUCAACGUUCGCAAAGCAACGAGCGCCAGUGGGUGUGAAUACCUCGUAAUCACACCUGACAGAAGCCUAGUCUUUCCAAGCGUCGAAUAUGUCAGGGCAAUUGUCAGUAAACAGGGAUUACGACAAGGAAAGACCGUCCCCGUUGUCAUCGACUCGACUCACAUACAAGCUGCCGAUUUUACAGCCGCCAAGGGUAUCAAAAUUCUCGUACAAGAUUUUGCUAGUCGCGGACAGCCGCUGUUAUUUCAUAACUUGAAACCAAGCGUUGUGGAAAUAUUUCGCGGUGUAAAACCGUCCGAUCUUCGAUGCAGCGCAAGCGAAACGGAACUAAACGACUACCUCAAAGAAUUCUCCAACUUGUCAACGACUCCGGUAACGAGACACUGAGAAUCUGAGGCCACUACAAGUAUGUAAAUACCUGGAGUAAGAAUCUCAACUUUGCGGCGCGUCGUGCACUUAGAAAAAUAUUUAAAUCUCCUAUUAUCGUGAAUCUUUGAUUUUACGAAAUAAUUCAGUUUCAUCUGACUCGAUGAAAUAAUUUCGUGCAAGAAACAGUUUCAUCAAAUUGACGUGAUUAUUAUACGGAAUUAUUUUAUUGCUUUGUCGAAACUGCAAAGUCGGGACAAUUUUUAAAUAGCGUAAACUAAAUUAUUUCAUUGAAUCAAAGAAUCAAGCUCAAUGAAUUUUUUUUCUCACGUGUAUAAUCGAGAAGUUCUUCGCUGUGGCAGUGAACGCCAGGUUACGCAACAGUAUUAAAAUACAUAUACUAUAUCUAUACGUAUACAUAUGCUCCUUGUACAGUAGGCAAAGAUAUUGAAUAUUAUCCACAGAAGUGAAUGCGGCGUAGAAUAAUUAGGAUUAUUGAAAUAUGGCUCAAUAAAAAAUGAUAAUGAAAACUCGUCAUGGCGUCUAUUUAUCGUGACAAAUACGCAGAACAGUAAUUAGUUUGGGAAUAACGAAGUCGCUCGCAAUCGUUCAUCACUAAACAUGGUAAAACAGUCGACUUUACGUUCAAACAAUCUCCCAACAAUUUCUUGGGUAUUUAUAAAGUGGUCAUAAAAAUACGUAAGAGUAACAUUGUUGUUUGUUACAAAACCAAUUACUUCCUCGUUUUU